Messenger RNA from Alosa sapidissima (American shad), 2571 nucleotides. RefSeq names its product sideroflexin 2 (gene sfxn2). The record is from RefSeq and is a predicted model, not a curated record. Gene Ontology annotation, cellular component: mitochondrial inner membrane. Bases 361 to 1323 code for a protein of 320 amino acids. NCBI's taxonomy places the organism in Eukaryota, Metazoa, Chordata, Actinopteri, Clupeiformes, Clupeidae. Gene Ontology annotation, biological process: monoatomic ion transport; serine import into mitochondrion. The transcript has 12 exons. Gene Ontology annotation, molecular function: monoatomic ion transmembrane transporter activity.
GCGGAAAUGCUUUACAUGUGCACAUUCUUUCUCUAUCAAAAUUAGCCUGACGCAUUCACCCGAGUUAAAUGACAUUGGUUUAACUUUUUAAUACAAAGUAUCUAUCAAGAUUGUGUCUGAUACACGUUAGAGCUACAAAUGUAUCAAUAUCUAGGAGAGGGAGCUGCCCCCUUCAAAUGAUUGGAGGAAAGAUGUGCCACGUGCAUCGAAUGCACUUUGACCACAUCUUGAAUCCCAACUUGACCCUCAUAUUUUGUUUUUAGCCAAUAUAGUGAACUUAGAGUGCAUAUCACUAACACCAGUUUCACUUCCGACACAUUGUUGUGCUGUAUAGGUGUGAGAAAACAAGGACAAGACAAGAUGGCCCUGAGCGGCUUUGACAUUGAUGCCCCGCGCUGGGAUCAGACCACCUUCAUGGGGCGGGUCAAGCAUUUCUUCAACAUCACUGACUCGAGGACAGCGCUGCUGCCUGACUCCAGACUAGAUGAGGCCAAGGCACUAGUGGAGAGCUGCAGAGCUGGGUCCAUUCCCCCCGGUACUACAGAAGAACAGCUGCAUUAUGCCAAGAAGCUUUACGACUCUGCGUUCCAUCCAGACACGGGCGAUAGGAUGAACCUGAUUGGUCGGAUGUCUUUCCAGGUGCCUGGAGGCAUGGCCAUCACAGGCGCCAUGUUGCAGUUCUACAGGACAGUGCCGGCAGUGGUGUUCUGGCAGUGGGUGAACCAGUCCUUCAACGCCCUGGUGAACUACACGAACCGAAACGCCGCCUCUCCCAUCACCCCAAAACAGAUUGGAGUGGCUUAUUUCACUGCCACCAGUACUGCUCUGGUCACUGCUGUGGGACUCAACCUUUACACAAAGAAAGCACCCCCCCUGGUGGCGCGUUGGGUGCCCUUCGCCGCCGUGGCAUCGGCUAACUGCGUGAACAUCCCCAUGAUGAGACAACAGGAGAUCCUCAAUGGCAUCGCUGUCACUGAUGAGAAUGGGAACAAGCUGGGGCAUUCGAGGAAAGCAGCAGCGAAGGGAAUCACACAAGUGGUCAUCUCUCGUGUCACCAUGGCAGCACCAGGCAUGAUCAUCCUGCCCAUAAUCAUGCAGCGGCUGGAGAAGUACAGGUUCAUGCAGAAAAUCACCUUCCUUCAUUGUCCACUGCAAGUCAUGAUGGUCGGAAUGUUCCUGGUCUUCAUGGUCCCUGCAGCCUGUUCCCUGUUCCCCCAGCAAUGCUCUAUGGCCGUGUCCAAGCUGGAGCCUGAGCUGAGAGAGUCCAUCACCUCAAAGUACGGAGACAAGGUCCAGUACGUGUACUUCAACAAGGGCCUCUGAGAGUCCACCCGCUCCCAGCGUCAGCAGGCCCAGGGCCGGGUCAGGGUGGGCCCACACCCAUGGAGGGAUUCUGGGACUGUGGGAAAGCGAUGUAGCCAUGGGCCUGUUGCAGGCCUUCCAGAUAAGACAUCUGUCAAUGGAGGCUGGAGAAAAUCUGGAUGGUGGAUGGAACACACACACACACACAAACACACACACAAACACACACACACACACACACACACACACACACACACCUUUGUUUUUUUUUUAAAAAGUUUUAUAAGACAGUGGUUCUGGGGGUAAAGGUUGUAUGGUUGUAACACGGUCUCUGUCACAUGAAAUCUUAUUGUCAGCUCAAAUAUGAACUCUUUAUCUCUGUGUUUGUUCUACAGUCCGUUUGUAUCGUUUGUUUUGUUAUUGUUCGUUUUGUUAUGUUAUGUGUCUUAAGGUGUAAAGAGGUCAAUGGCGAUGUGCAGUCACAGGCAUACCUCAUAAAAUGGAUCCCAUGUUUGGGCAUUUAGCACCCCCUCUAGUGGUGAGGAACAUGCCCUGCAGGUAUUGCAAACGGUCAAGUCUACACAGACAAAGCCAAACAUUGCCUUCAAAACCUCUCAGGUACCAGUGAAUAGCUUUACAGUUGGCUUACUGGACACUGUUACUGAAUGAUCCAUCAUGAGCUAUGGGCAAACCUGACCAAAAUAAGUCACAAUUAGUCACCAUGUUUUGCCUGAUUCAAGUUUAAUGUGUUACUGUGUGUCAACUGUGGCCAUAUGAUGUGCCCUUGUUACAGUUUAAAGGACUAAUAUCCCAAGGCAACCUGAGUUGGAAGCCACACCUGGGCCCUGACUUAGGAAGCAAAUGCACCCCCUUAGGCAGAGACACUUUUUUUGAGAGUUUAGAGGAAAUUAGAAGCUGAUAAGUAUUCAGGAAGCCAUUCUCACAACGUGCCAGGGAAUUUCAUUUGGUUACCCGACAUGCAAGUGAAUUAAUUUUUCUCUCAAGCUGUAAUGCAUCUAAAGUCCUUAUUGCAGUUUACAGCUAGACCAAAUGGUUGGAUAGCAGAUCAUUCAGACACAAUCCCAAAGAAUUUUUUUUAAGUGUGAAUAUAAAGGUGCAAGUACAAACAUUCAUAGGUAGAAUGCAUGAUGUAUGCAGAUGGAUAUACAGAAACGAAUAUGGUCAUGUACUGUAGUACAUGAACUUAGUAUUAUUGUGAGCAUCAAAUAUGUUUGAGGACUGUGGAAUAAAGCAAAACAUUUUGUUGUA